Messenger RNA from Tinamus guttatus (white-throated tinamou), 941 nucleotides. Lineage: Eukaryota; Metazoa; Chordata; Aves; Tinamiformes; Tinamidae. The record is from RefSeq and is a predicted model, not a curated record.
GUAUUGGAGGCACAGAGACGGCAUCAGAAAGAAAAGUCUGGUAUUAUCCCCACCUCUCCAACUCCUUACACUUAUAACAAGAGCUGUGACCUGUGGUCCCUGGGUGUCAUCAUCUACGUGAUGCUGUGCGGAUACCCUCCCUUUUACUCCAAGCACCACAGCCGGACGAUUCCAAAGGACAUGCGGAAAAAGAUCAUGACGGGAAGCUUUGAAUUUCCAGAGGAAGAGUGGAGCCAGAUCUCGGAAAUGGCGAAAGACAUUGUGCGAAAGCUGCUGAAGGUCAAACCUGAGGAGCGUCUGACCAUUGAAGGAGUCCUGGACCAUCCCUGGCUUAACUCCACCGAGGCACUAGACAACAUCCUACCCUCUGCCCAGCUGAUGAUGGACAAGGCAAUGGUUGCGGGGAUCCAACAGGCACAUGCAGAGCAGCUUGCGAACAUGAGAAUCCAAGACCUCAAAGUCAGUCUCAAGCCCCUUCACUCCGUCAACAACCCAAUCCUGCGCAAAAGGAAAUUACUGGGCACUAAGCCAAAGGACGGUGUUUAUAUCCAUGACCCCGAGAAUGGAAGUAAUGAUUCCAACGUGGCUCUGGAAAAGCUCAGAGAUGUGAUAGCGCAGUGCAUUCUACCGCAGGCUGGAGAGAAUGAGGAUGAGAAGCUGAAUGAAGUAAUGCAGGAAGCCUGGAAGUAUAAUCGAGAGUGUAAGUUGCUGCGGGACACUCUGCAGAGCUUCAGCUGGAACGGUAGAGGAUUCACAGAUAAAGUGGAUCGACUAAAACUGGCAGAAAUAGUAAAACAAGUUAUUGAAGAGCAGACAAACUCCCAUGACUCUCAAUAGCUGGAGCUUCUUAAUCUUUUUUUUUUUUUUUUUUACCAUUUAAGAUUUAUUCUUUAACUGUAAAAAGUAUUUUUAUGUAAAUUAAUAAAUCAUAAUUAUUUCAU